Molecule: messenger RNA, 1374 nt
Organism: Aspergillus mulundensis
Lineage: Eukaryota; Fungi; Ascomycota; Eurotiomycetes; Eurotiales; Aspergillaceae
Exons: 1
Coding region: 1-1374 (457 amino acids)
Source: RefSeq, a predicted model, not a curated record
AUGGAAUCUCUACAAGACCAACUCGAUAACACCAGCCUUCGCCCCACCGGCAUACUUGACCUUCCCCCCGAGCUGAUGAGCAUAAUCGCAUCUGACCUAGAAGUGUGUGAUCUCAGAUCCCUCCGCCUGGCCAGCAUGUAUCUCAACAACAGCACCUUCUAUAUAUUUUCUCGCCGCGCGUUCAAAGAAUUGCGCAUAGACUUCUCUGCCGCCUCGUGGCAUAAGAUCAGCAAUGUUAUCAACCGGCCCGACCUAAUCCCCCUCGUGGAGUCCCUGGUAGUGCAAGAAUCACCCCGCGGGUCCCGGCCGAGGACCAGCCCGGUGGCUCUAAAUGAGGUGGUUUUCGGCGCCGGGUUUGAAUGGGCGCGCGACUCUUCUGGAACUCUGAAUCACGCGCAGGACCUGGUGCAGAUUUGGCAGAGUGCGCUCGCGCGCCUGGUCGAAGCCAACUGCAAGUCCUUUAGCAUCAAUCGCCGCGAACAAUCAAGGACUGUCGGCGACGAGGACGAGGAAGGCCGAUAUCUCCAUCUGACUGACCUGCACUCGCUCCUGAUGGUGGCAUUCGCCAGCGCGCGUUGCAGCGCAGGCACAGGGAUGGAGAGAUACGAGAUCUGCUGGGGCAGGUAUUGCACAGCCGCCGAAUGGUGGAGUGAAGGCGGGUGGCUUGACGAUGGCAAGCUCGACAUGAGCCACAUGGCGUCUUCCCAAUUCAAGGACGCCUGGUCCGGCAUCCGCGAACUGCGACUGAAUAUCGAAUUGGGAUACUUUAGUGAUGGAGCGCGGAAGUACUUGAUCUCACUGCUGAAGCUGGCGCCGAAUCUGGAGACGUUGUACUUCGACUUCGUGCACGGGGAAUGCGCAACGUUAUUCAUCAAGCGCCUGGGCUGGGCCACGGUCAAAGGCGAGGUCCAGUUUCGGCUCAAGUCGCUGCAUUUUUCUAACGCCAGGAUGGGGCACUCUGAUAUCCAUAUUGGACCUGCAUUUCUGACCUUGUUGCGGAGGCAUCGGGAAACCCUGCAGCACUUGACCCUUAAACACAUACGCCUGGGGCCAGAGGGGCUACCUAGCUUGAUCAACUUUUUCAGGGACGAGAAACUCAGAGUAGUGAAGUACUUCCAUUUUGAUUCUCUGGGAGAUUUCAGGGGGAGUGAUGGCAGGAAACGGGGACUCAGGUUUCCAGUCCUGGACGAGGGCGUCAGGACCUAUAGGCGUCCGAUUCCCCCGAGUGCUGGUGUGGGCUGGUAUAGCUACAGGGAGCACUAUGAUUACCGUAUAGGUACCUGUGAACUUGAGCUCUCUGGUUCCAGAGCGGGCAGGUUACUUCGUGGUCUCCAUCGUCACGCCUCGUACGAUAACUGGAGCGACGGGUUUUAG